Messenger RNA from Ilex paraguariensis (yerba mate), 1173 nucleotides. Lineage: Eukaryota; Viridiplantae; Streptophyta; Magnoliopsida; Aquifoliales; Aquifoliaceae. The record is from the annotation of a GenBank genome assembly.
AUGUUGCUUGUUUGUAUUAAUGUAGGUCCAUUGUUCCACGUGGGAUGGUACCACAUUUUCUACCAAUAUAACCCAAAGUCAGCGGUUUGGGGCAACAUCACAUGGGGCCAUGCAGUAUCUAGGGACUUGAUCAGCUGGUCCCACGUUCCCUUAGCGAUGGUCCCUGAUAGAUGGUUUGAUUCCAAUGGCGUUUGGACCGGAUCCGCCACAAUCCUCCCCAAUGGUCAGAUCUUCAUCCUAUACACUGGAAACACCAACGAUAAUGUGCAGGUGCAAAACCUCGCAUAUCCUGCCGACCCAUCUGAUCCUCUCCUCGUUGAUUGGGUCAAGUACCCAGGCAACCCAGUUUUAGUUCCACCACCCGGCAUUGGUCUUGACAACUUUCGGGACCCGACCACAGCCUACGAGCAAGUGGAUGGGUUAUUGCAUGCGGUUCCAAAUACGGGCAUGUGGGAGUGUGUAGAUUUUUACCCGGUUUCAACCGAAGGUGAAAACGGGUUAGAUACAUCCCUAAAUGGGCCGGGUAUUAAGCAUGUCCUGAAAGCAAGUUUGGAUGACAAUAAGCAAGAUUAUUAUGCACUUGGGACCUAUGACCCGGAAAAAGACAAAUGGACACCGGACAACCCGGAGUUGGAUGUGGGUUUCAGGUUGCGGGUGGAUUAUGGAAAAUACUAUGCAUCAAAGACAUUUUAUGACCAAAACAAGAAGAGGAGGAUCCUGUGGGGUUGGGUUGCAGAAACUGAUAGUGAUAAAGACAUUAUCAAAGGAUGGGCUUCCGUUCUGGCUAUUCCAAGGACCGUGGUGUUUGACAAGAUGACAAGGAACAAUUUACUUCAACGGCCAGUUGAUGAAAUUGAGAGCUUGAGAUGGGGAUGCAAUGAAUUCCACGAGGUGGAGCUUGAACCAGGAUCAGUUGUGCCACUUGACGUAGGCUCAGGUUUACAGGUUGAUCACUCCAUUGUUGAGAGCUUUGCUCAAAGAGGAAGGACAGUCAUCACUUCUAGAGUUUAUCCCACUAAGCUUACUGAUUUAACAUCAAGAGGGUUCCUGUUUAACAAUGCCACAGGAGUGAAGGUCAAGGCAUCAGUAAAGAUAUGCCACAUUCAUUCAGUUAAUAUUUUCCCUUUGGCUCAAUUUAUUCCCAUGGAGGACUUGGAACAAAUGAGAGUUUGA